Molecule: messenger RNA, 1454 nt
Organism: Pimephales promelas (fathead minnow)
Lineage: Eukaryota; Metazoa; Chordata; Actinopteri; Cypriniformes; Leuciscidae
Gene: tppp2
Product: tubulin polymerization-promoting protein family member 2
Biological process (GO): microtubule polymerization; microtubule bundle formation; positive regulation of protein polymerization
Cellular component (GO): microtubule
Molecular function (GO): tubulin binding
Source: RefSeq, a predicted model, not a curated record
ACACACACACACACACACACACACAGCACAGGCAUAGAGGAAGACGGAGAAACCUUUCAGCAUCCUUUCAGUAGCAUCUUAGCAUCAGUAUCCAAGAUUGUCCACCUCACUGUCAGAUCUGACAGCAUGGCUGAGGGUUCAGGUGAGGUUUCGCUGGCAGAGGUUGAGACAGCAUUUCGUAAAUUUGCGGUUCAUGGAGACACCAAAGCAACAGGGAAUGAGAUGAACGGGAAAAAUUUUGUUAAGCUGUGUAAGGACUGCAAGGUCAUCGAUGGGAAAAAUGUCACCAGCACGGACGUGGACAUCAUCUUCAGCAAAGUCAAGGUUAAAUCAGCACGUGUCAUCACGUUUGAGCAGUUCACUCAGGCCAUGGCCGACUUGGCUACAAAACGUUUUAAAGGGAAGAGUCAGGAAGAGGCAGUACAGCUUCUCUACAGUCUCAUGGCUGGCAAAGAACCAGCCAACAUUGGUGUCACUAAAGUGGCAAAAGCCUCUGCUGUGGAAAGGCUAACAGACAGCAGUAAGUUCACUGGUUCUCAUAAGGAGCGUUUUGAUCCGUCUGGAAAAGGAAAAGGCCGUGUUGGGAGGGAAGACAUCCCUGACACCAGUGGAUACGUCUCGACAUACAAAGGCCAAGGCACCUAUGACAGCAAAGUAAAAGAGGACGAAUGAGAGAGAGAAAAAUGCUUUAUGCAUGCAAGUCUUCCUGGUUUUAUUUCCAUAGCUGAGUUGUAACUUGCCUGCAAAAAUAAACCCUGGCUAAAACUUUGCAUGAAAACCCAUGUCUUUAUCACUUUCAUACACCAGUCUGUCAUCAUCUUACAGAUGUUUUUAAUGUGGUAAAAUCCACUGUCUCUAACCAACUUGCCUUUCAUAAGUUAUAUAAUUUUAAGAAUAAAUAAAACCAAAUAAAAACAGCUAAAGGGUUAAUCAUGUCAUCAUGUACUCAUCAUUGUGUUGUGCAUGACUUUCUUCUGUGGAACAUAAAAGAUUUACAAUAGUUUAAAAAGUUUAACUUAAAAAGUGUGUCAGUUUUUGUUUGACCCAACAAUGGAAGCCAACCAUUCUGAUUGGUUACCAAAAUUCUCCAAAAUAUCUUCUUUUGUGAUUCACAGAAGAAAGAAAGUCAGUAACAUAAUUAUGCAUAAUUACAACUAACCAUAAACCCAACACUAAUCCUAACCGUAAGCCUGUAUGUUGUUGUAAGAUUCCUCAGUACUUAAAUGUAUAAUUACACUGCAACAAUUAAGAAAACAUUAAAAUUGUAACCAGAAAGUCUUGAUUUUUGGUUAAACUAUCCCAUUAAGUGAUUCUUUUUCUCUGCUGGUGUUAAUACUGUAUGUGUGCUGGAUAAAUUAGCUUUAAUGUGUGUUUACGCUUUGUUGAACUGAGAUCUCUAUCAGACUGUAAACAAUGAACUGAGUCGAUGCAAAUAAAGUCAAAUGAAGAAAUGC